This is a messenger RNA of Apis dorsata (giant honeybee), 2243 nucleotides long. Its product is annotated as nose resistant to fluoxetine protein 6-like. The record is from RefSeq and is a predicted model, not a curated record. Lineage: Eukaryota; Metazoa; Arthropoda; Insecta; Hymenoptera; Apidae. The coding region runs from base 1 to 2235 and encodes 744 amino acids. The transcript has 13 exons. Gene Ontology annotation, molecular function: acyltransferase activity, transferring groups other than amino-acyl groups.
AUGAACAAGAAGAUUCUCGUUCUGCUGACAAUUCUUCAACUUAUUCACGCCGACCGGCGUUCCACCCUCCCCCACUCCUUGGAUUGUUCAAACGGGGAGGACGAGAAAAUCGGUUGCGCCGAUCAGAGCCACGAGGCUCUGGCGAGGAUCGAUCGAUCGAGGAACGAUUGCGCGAUAAACGUUGGAUCGUCGUUCCUCGAUGGGCAAUGCUGCGCGACAGGGGACAAGGGGAUGGAGACGAUUAAUUUGGGAUCGAAUUACGAGAGGAGAAGCGAGUUUCCUCUUCGAACCGAGUGGAUGAGCGACGUGCUGCGCUUCACCCCAAAUUUCACGUUCGUUCAAACCGUUGAAUGCCGGGAGCAGGUUAACGUUUUCCUACGCGAAUUGAGCAAUUACAAAUUAUGGGCCAUAGAAAUGUUAGACUCGAACGCGAAACUGCCAUCCAGUUUAUUGCGAGGGAAUCUGAAUCAAUUUGGGGAUUUCGAUCAAUGCUUGAACGUGAUGGCGCACGAGAUGUCGAGCGGAAGGGAGAUAAAGAUACAGGGGAGGUACUUUUUGACGAAUAUAGGCAUCGACGCGACCCAUCCACUUACGGAAAAUCUGGUUUUCACCAUGAAGGCGUAUAACUUGUUCACGUCGCGUUUGCACGAAAAACGUGGACACUUUUUCCCAAAAUUUUCCGUGGUAAGGUGGGCGUUGUGCCUUCCGUCCGCUUGCUCGAACGAGGACGCGAGAAGCGUAAUUCAACACACGCUGAACAGUUAUAAUUCAACAAUGGGGAUUAAAUUUAUGGUUCGCGUCGAUCCUAACAUGAGCUACGUGAAGCACGAGUCAUCAUCGAGUUACGCGAAAGAGACAAUCUACGUUUUAUGUUUCUUUGCAAUUGUCGCAUGUCUCGUUGCAGCAACAACGAUGAGAGAUUACUUGGCGACGCGUGAGAGAGAGAAAGAGAACAGUUUGGAGAGGAUAGCGAUGGGAUUCUCGUUACGAAGGACCGCGAAAUCUUUGUUCAAAAAGGAAACAAGUCCCAACGAUAUCACGUGCAUACACGGGAUGAAAUCCAUUUUGGCCAUAUUUAUAUAUUACGGGCACAAUAUCAUGAUAACGUCCGUAACGCCGUAUAUAAAUCGAAUCUAUUACGUGAACAUGGCGAGCCAUCCCUUGACGAUCACCCUUAGAAUAGCGACUAUGUACACGGACUCGUUCUUAUUGUUCAGCGGCACGUUAACAUCCUUUAACAUGAUGCACGAGUUGAACGUGAGAGGUGAAAUUCGAUGGUUCAGGCGGCUUGUUUCCAGAUACGUAAGGCUUACCCCGAUGUUGUUGGCAGUCGUGCUCUAUUACGCGUACGUGAUGGAGCACAGUGGGUCGGGCCCUGAGUGGAACAUCAUCGUGAAAAAUGCUGAUCUUUGCAAAAAUACCGGUUGGAUGAAUCUCUUGUACGCACAAAUCGCCUUACCCUUCGAGGAUCAGUGCGCCUCCCAUACGUAUCAAUUGUCCGUGGACAUGCAGUUGUCACUGUUGGCUCCUGCACUGAUAUUCGUCUUAAAAUUCUGGUCAACGUUUGGGAUAUUUCUCGUGUUAUUCAUCGCUUCGUUGUCGAUGAUAUUUCGUUACAUAAUACUGCUAAGAAACAACGUUACCAUAAUCUUUCAUCACGGGUUCUCAGUGGAGGAAUUUUAUAUUAUGAGCAAUCUGAUGUACAUCAUUCCGUUUUACAGAAUCACGCCGUACAUAUUCGGCGUGGUUCUUAGCGUCCUGUUGCACCGCGUUGGAAAAAACGAUAAGAUUCCCAAGAUCGUGGUGAAUCUGGGAUGGUCGAUCUCGACGAUGAUUAUAAUAUGGUUGUUGUUCUCGCAAUACAAUAUCACGAGGAAGAAUUACGUGUUCGACAUAAUAUCGCUGACCAAUUUCGUCGUGAUCGGUCAAAUCUUGUGGGCGUUGGCCCAGUGUUGGGUGAUAUUCGCCUGCUACACGAAUAACGGAGGCGUAAUAAACAAAUUCCUUUCUCAUCAUUGGUUCGUUGUCUUCAGCAAGAUAUCGUACUCGUGGUAUUUAAUCCAAUUUUUAUUUUUUUUCUACGAGGUUGGCACCACCAGAUAUCCGGAAGUUUUUUAUCUAUUUAAAUUACUUAAUUUUACGCAAAUAGUUUUGGUUACGUUGUCGUCGAUCGUUCUUACUUUGAUCUUCGAUAUACCUAUGCAGGAGAUUAAAAACUAUAUAAUGAAAAGAUGAAUAACGGU